AUGGACUCUGGUAAUUUCAUUAUGUUGGGUCAUGGCCAUAACAACUCUGCAAUUGCUUGGGAGAGUUUCGCGCAUCCAACUGAUACAUGGUUGCCUGGCAUGAAGAUGUGGAAAGGCAUGAAGCUUACUUCCUCGAAGAGCUCUUUGGAUCCUGCGAUUGGGAUCUUCUCAAUUGGAAUGUACAUGUCCCCAGGAAAGUCGCAGUUGGUGAUGGUCUAUAACAAGACCGUUCCAUAUUUCUCCAGUGGAGAAUGGACUGGGUAUUAUUUUGCUAAGAUCCCCGAGUCGGAGGGUCAGAAGACAAUCGAAAUGUCCUGUGUGAGGGUUUCUCCUGCAAGCAUAUACUAUAAUUUAAGCAUAAGCCCGUUAGAUCAAACCCUAUAUAUCCUUGGGCGGCUCCUGUUUUCUGAGAACGGCGAAUUACAACUCUACUACUGGAUGGAUAAUAAUCGAUGGAGCAUGCGGUGGUCGACAUACCGAAGUCAAUGCAGUGACUAUGAAAUUUGUGGGCCGUAUGGACUGUGCAAUACCAAUGAUCUGUGUACUUGUGUUCAGGGCUUCACGCCCAAGAACAAAUCGCAAGGUUGGUGGUCAAGCGGAUGUGUUCGGCGAAGGCCCCUACAGUGCUCUGCCACAGAGGGCACAACCGAUGGCUUCCAAGAAGCCAAGAAUCAGUACUUGUCUGUUAAAAAAGCUGUUGUAUACAACAACGAGCAAACACAGCAAGGCUGCCGGACUGCUUGUCUCAACAAUUGCUCCUGCACAGCUUUUGCUUUUGCUAUUUCUGAUCCACCCGUUUGUAGAUUGUGGUUUGGAGAUUUAUUUGGAAUGCGCGUUUCGUCGGAGGGCCAAUCCAUCUUCGUUAGGCUGGCUGCUUCGGAGUUUCCGCACGUGACAUCAGAGCACAGCAACAAAGCCCAUGCACUUCCUAUUUUACUUUCUAGCGCUGCAUCCUUUUUUGUUGCUUCGGCUUUCCUGUCGGCCGCAUUUAUUCUGUGGAAACGUCAAAGAAUGAGGAAGAAAACCGUUGAAGAGGAGGUGCCAAUGUCGCUCAAAAAGUUCACUUACAAAGAGUUGCGAAUCGCAACGGAGAAUUUCAAGCAUAACUUGGGUAGCGGAGCUUUCGGCUCUGUGUUCAAAGGAACUCUGGCAGACAGCACGCCCGUUGCCGUUAAAAGAUUAGAGGGUUCCACCCAAGGAGGAAAACAAUUCCGUGCUUAA
Molecule: messenger RNA, 1221 nt
Organism: Cryptomeria japonica (Japanese cedar)
Lineage: Eukaryota; Viridiplantae; Streptophyta; Pinopsida; Cupressales; Cupressaceae
Product: G-type lectin S-receptor-like serine/threonine-protein kinase At2g19130
Exons: 1
Coding region: 1-1221 (406 amino acids)
Biological process (GO): recognition of pollen
Molecular function (GO): ATP binding
Source: RefSeq, a predicted model, not a curated record